This is a messenger RNA of Scleropages formosus (Asian bonytongue), 2091 nucleotides long. It is a transcript of the gene babam1, whose product is annotated as BRISC and BRCA1 A complex member 1. The record is from RefSeq and is a predicted model, not a curated record. Gene Ontology annotation, cellular component: nuclear body; BRCA1-A complex; BRISC complex. Gene Ontology annotation, biological process: positive regulation of DNA repair; mitotic G2 DNA damage checkpoint signaling; double-strand break repair. NCBI's taxonomy places the organism in Eukaryota, Metazoa, Chordata, Actinopteri, Osteoglossiformes, Osteoglossidae. The coding region runs from base 148 to 1233 and encodes 361 amino acids. The transcript has 9 exons.
UCCGGGUGACAAGAUGGCCGCCUACAUGAAAUAGUUGAAUGUUUUGCCUCUUGGAAAUUCAUCGUUGCAGAAGUGUUCGCUCGCUGUUAAAUAACGGUUCAUACUGUCCUGAGAUGACAUGUGUGCACUGCAGUUUGACCUGUGACCAUGGAGACCUCAGACCCUGGCCCUGCUGAUGGAGAGGAACGCCUGAUCAUGGAACUAAGACCAAGAACCCGUUCGAACCCAGAAGGGGCUGAAGACCGAAGCGUCAGCAACAGUGCGCCCCAGCCCGCCGUGGGCAGCCGUAGUGAGGGCGAAGGAGAGGCCUCCAGUAGCGACAGCCCAGUCAGCUCUGCCGCAAUCACAGCCACAGCUCCGGCAGUUGCUCCUGCUGCCUCCACCACCAGUGUGCCCACAGUGGCCUCUCCAGCAUCAGCUGUGAAAGAGAGGCCAAAGCCUGCGCUACCUCUCCAAAGUCAGGCACUAACUCAGCCCCCGGUUGCAGACCUCCAGUUGAGAGCUCCCCGGGUUAACUGCCCAGAGAAAGUGAUAAUUUGUCUGGACCUAUCAGAAGAGAUGUCCUUGCAGAAGCUGGAGUCCUUCAAUGGAUCAAAAACAAAUGCACUCAACAUCUCACAGAAGAUGAUCGAGAUGUUUGUAAGAACGAAGCACAGAAUUGAUAAGCGCCAUGAAUUCGCCCUGGUUGUUGUCAACGAUGAUGCCAUGUGGCUUUCAGGGUUCACCUCAGACCCCAGGGAGCUCUGCAGCUGCCUGUAUGACCUGGACACAAAUGCCUGUGAAUCCUUCAACCUCGAAGAUCUUUUAAAUCUUAUCCUGCAGAAAACAGAGCUACCGCUAAUGGAGAAUAUUCAGACCAUCCCUCCUCCAUUUGUGGUGCGGACUCUUCUCAUUUACAGCAGACACGCAGGGCAGCUGCACUUCAACCCCUCAGAAGCUGUCAGUAAGAUGCUGCAGUCCCCUUACUUCUUCUUUGACGUUAUUUAUCUGCACAAUGGAGUCGAUGAGCAUGGAGAUGAGGGAAGUUGGAAGGACAUUUAUGCGUCCUUUGGGAACCUGGACUCAAAAGGCAUGUGUUACCGGUUUGAGGUAUCCUUGUGUGGCCCAGCCAUUGAGCUGCACAACUGCAUGGCCAAGCUUCUGUCCCACCCCCUACAGAGGCCUUUCCAAAGCCAUGCCUCCUAUAGGCUGCUCGAAGGGGAUGAGCCUCAGGAGAUUGAAGCCACUGUCUGAGUGACCACCGAGGAUAUGAAAUGAUGAGGAAGCCAAGUGAUGUAGAGAACCAUACAGUCACUUUUAUAAUCUUUUGGGACUUCCUGUGUAUCAGCUGAAUUCCAUUAAAUUUUAUCUGUGAAAACCAUAUGUAACCAUGAAAGUAUCCAAUGAAGAAAUCUUGUUCCUUGCUGUAUUUCUGUAAGCUAUGAUUGUCUGUAAUCAUCAGUCAGGGAAGAUGUUCCUUGUAUGGCCCUGGCUGGCCCACCAAUAAUAGUCACAUAUUUUUGCCUCUGGUAAUGUAUAUUAUUUUUAAGAGAUGUUUUAAAACUGAUCACAUGCUUGCCUGUUUGCUGGAAUGCCAUAUAUAAGAAUACGGGUGUGAACUUCAGUUUUUACACGCUCUUAAAAGACACAUUAUACUUACUGACUAUAUGCACUACAUCCCAUUCAUCAUGUAAAUGAGUUUUAUUCAAAAGUGUCUCCAUAGUUAAAGCACUGAAUUUCUGUAUUGCAUAUGGGUCUAACAUUGUGAAAACCGAAAGAAGUAAAAACCUUGUUGUGUUUAGAAUGCAUAUAUUAACUUGUGCUGGAGGUAUGUUUAGAAUGCUGCCUGACUCAUUUUGUUAUAAUACAGGGUUCAUUGUUAAAAAAUGUGAACCUGAACAACAUGUCAUUUUUGUCAUGGGGUAAAAAGAGGUGCGAAAUUGACUUAGAUUGUUGACUGGUCAUUUGGGGGUCUGUAAAAACAGUUGUGGACUCUUGAAAUACAUAUCUUGGGUUUUUUUUAUAGCCAAUGUCUGAGGAGACCAAAUCAGCACUGUACUGGGUAUUACUGUUCCUAAUAAUGAAGUGGGGGAAAAUGUGAGCAAUGUCUUA